Messenger RNA from Telopea speciosissima, 1764 nucleotides. RefSeq names its product pentatricopeptide repeat-containing protein At3g29230-like. The coding region runs from base 26 to 1714 and encodes 562 amino acids. Gene Ontology annotation, molecular function: RNA binding; protein binding. The transcript has a single exon. The record is from RefSeq and is a predicted model, not a curated record. Gene Ontology annotation, biological process: RNA modification. Lineage: Eukaryota; Viridiplantae; Streptophyta; Magnoliopsida; Proteales; Proteaceae.
CAACCACUAGAAAACAACGCAACGCAUGCUUUCUUACUCACAAGUCAGAAUUUCAACUUUGUUGCAGCAAUGCAGCUUCAAACAGCUGAAACAGAUACAUGCCUUCAUCAUCACAACCUCCCUCAACCAAGACGCCGGAAUUUCCUUGAAAUUCCUCCGAAGGAGCACAGAAUUUGGAAAGAUGGAGUACUCCGAGCUUCUGUUUUCCCAAAUGGAUGAGAUUUUCGAUACUGAAAUCUUACUUUGGAAUGCCAUGAUCAGAGGCUAUGCUUACAAUGGCCCUCACCAGAAAUGCAUCUCCAUGUACGAUAAAAUGACUGAAAGAGGACUUAUACCCAAUAACUUCACAUACCCAUAUGUCUUAAACUCGUGUGCUCUGAUGGGUUUGGAUAAAGAAGGUAAGAAGAUACACUGUCAGAUUUUAAAAUGGGGAUAUUGUCGUGUUUAUUCCGUUGCCAGUUCGCUUCUGAAUUUCUACCUGAAGAUAGAAUGUUAUUGCGAUUCUUCUGAGCCCAGUGACAAGGAAGAUGUCAGUUUAAAUGAUACGAGGAAGGUUUUCGAUGAGAUGGUUCUUAAGCCCAUAGAAUUGUGGAAUAGAAUGAUCUCUGCUUACGCGAAUCUUGGCAAUGUCGAGUGUGCAGAAAGGUUGUUCGAUAAAAUGCCUGAAAGAGACGUAGUUUCUUGGAAUUCACUGGUUACUGGUUAUGCCAAAGCUGGGGAUGUAGAAAAGGCGAGAGAUUUGUUCUAUCGGAUGCCGGAGAAAAAUGUCAUAUCAUGGACUUGUAUGGUUGAAGCAUAUGCUAGCUCAGGUGACCUUGAUAAGGCAAAAAGAUUAUUUCAACAAAUGCCUGUCAGAAAUGUGAUUUCAUGGAAUUCCAUGAUCUCAAAUUACAAUCGGCAUGGGAAGUUCAAGGAAGCAUUGGAUCUCUUUGUCCAGAUGCAUUUGGGAGGUGUAGAUAUGGAUGGGUUUACUUUUGUCUCUGCCCUCUCUGCUUGCUCCCAAUUGGGUGCUCUGGAAUUUGGAAGAUGGAUACAUAAUAAUCAUAUAGAAGAUUGGUCUCAGGUGGGAGUUACAGUCGCGACUGCUCUUAUAGAAAUGUAUGCCAAAUGUGGAGAUGUUGAUAGAGCUUUUCAAGUUUUCAUUAAAAUUGGAAAUAAGGAUGUCUUUUGUUGGAAUGUAAUGAUAAAAUCACUGGCCAUCCAUGGAAGAACAGCAGAUGCCAUCAAAAUUUUCUUUGUGAUGCAAAAGAAGGGAGUGAAGCCAAACGAUUUCACGUUUUCCAGUGCUUUGUUUGCUUGCAGUCAUGGAGGUUUGGUUGAAGAAGGUAACCAGAUAUUUUAUAGUAUGAAGAGAGAUUUUGGGAUAAAUCCGAAGCUCGAACAUUAUGGGUGUUUAGUUGAUUUGCUUUGUCGAAAUGGUCUGCUUGAAGAAGCAGAGUUACUGUUGAAGGAGAUGCCACAUGACCCAGAUGUUGCUAUCUGGGGAGCUUUGCUUGGGGGUUGCAGAGUUAGCAGUGACUCUAAGUUGGUAGAGAGGAUAAUGAACUGGGUUGACAAGUUGAAAACCAAUGAACCAGGAGUUUACGUGCUUCUUUCGAACAUCUACGCAUCAAGUGGUCAAUGGCCAGAGGCUGUGCGUGCGCGAGAGAAGAUGGAAGAGAAGAGCUUAUGGAAGAAAGCUGGGUGUAGUGCCCUGGAAGUCGUUCAUGUAUGACCCUUAAAUUAACCUUUCUGUGUCAUAUUAUGAUCAGGAAAAACAAUUCU